AUGGUCAAAUACCUUCGCCUCGUGGCAGCACUUCUGCCGCUGGUCUCGUUGAGCGCCGCCAGUCCGCUGCCCGAUUUCGACCUCGACGCGAUCGCGGAGCUGCCCACUCCCACCUCGAUCCCGGCCGACAUCGCCUUCACCGUCAUCGACGCCGCCACUGCUGUCCAGUCGAUCCUCGCCACUGCCACGCCGGCAGCUGCCAUCAAGAACGAUCUCGUGGAAGGCGCGCAGGAGGCGGCAGAAAACUCGGCCGCUCCCACGGUGUCGGUAACGUCGCUGCGGAAGCGUGCCGACCCGAAGACGGUCUACCCGAGCCUUCCCGCCGGCAACUACCUCGACUCUGACCAGUGGCCUGCGGGCAACUUCACUACGGAGACGUUCCAGUCGUUCGCGGCGUAUGUCUCUGCCGCCAAUGAUGCGGCCGUCGAUGGCUGGACCAAGACGCAGACCGGCGGCAAAAGCAUGCGCGGGGACAUGCCUGGCGUGCUGCGCAUCAGCACCUACUCGAGCUACGACCCGGCUGCCAUGGCGGCCAAAUGCAAGAGCAUCACCAACUGCAUGUCGUUUGGCAUGUGGUACGAGCGUACGCCGACCGUGGCGCCCUCGGCGGCCAACCCCAACCCGCAGCCGGCCGUGUGGGUCAAGGUGCUCUUCUACGCCUUCCCGCUCUCCCUGGCCGAGGCCACCGGUGAUGGACAGUGGUCGCAGAAGUUCUGGCGCUCGCACACGGGUGCCGCCUUCUUCACCAACAGCGCCUUCACGCCUAGGGCGAUGGCCGGCUACAAGCCUCCGAUCAGCCUUCCGGGAGCGAUCCAGGUCGGCGAUGCGCAGGUGGCGGCCAACGGCGGCAUCGAUCCCGAGCUGACGAGAUCGGACCCGAUGACGGGCAUCCCGGACCCGCUCGUCUGCAAGACGCUGUGCGACAAGUACACGGCCGACAAGUCGUACUUCAACGGCAUCAAGAAGAACUGUGCCCAGUUCAACAUCAUCCUCCUCGCGCUCAACGGCAAGGUGACGGGCUGGCAGUGCCAGUACUACACAAACGUCUUUGACGCCUCGGUCGCGACCAACAGGGGCGGCAUGGACUCGAAGGGCAACCGCGUCGACGUGGUCGGCAGCUGGGUGUACGAUGCCGACCCGCAGCCCGAGCCCUAUGUCAAGGACCCUUCUCACCCGGCGCCUGGGAUGCGCGAGUGCGGGCUCAAGAACAUUGAGCACCGCGGCAGCUGCUACGAGAAGCAGGAUUGGUCCGUGGACAUGGACGACGACGCCGACACGGUCGGGAUCCGGGUCUACAGCAGCAAGAGCUACAGCGCCGAGGUCGUCAAUGGCUGGAAGGUGUCGACGUCGCACUGGUACUUCCAAGACGACCCGAUCACGACGUGCUUUACCUCGCUCUUCUACCCGGCCGGGUCGCUGCCGGGCCUCGAGCAGGACAAGUGGUACAUGCUGUGCAACUACGGCACCACCUGGACCGCCCGGGACUUUUCGGCCGACCUCAUCUCGGCCACGUUCCAGCAGCGCGCCCAGAUCACGGCCUACCGCGACGGCGUCGAAGUGGGCUCGUUUACCACGGAAAAGGCCGACGACGUCCGCUUCCCCGCCGACUGGACCGGCAUCACGUCGAUCUCGAUGUCGGAGAACGACGUCUUUACCGACUUCAAGAUGAUCCGCCACUAUGGCGCGUGA
Molecule: messenger RNA, 1689 nt
Organism: Pseudozyma flocculosa PF-1
Lineage: Eukaryota; Fungi; Basidiomycota; Ustilaginomycetes; Ustilaginales; Ustilaginaceae
Exons: 2
Coding region: 1-1689 (562 amino acids)
Source: RefSeq, a predicted model, not a curated record